Colletotrichum orchidophilum is the source of this 579-nucleotide messenger RNA. Its product is annotated as 40S ribosomal protein S9. Gene Ontology annotation, molecular function: structural constituent of ribosome; rRNA binding. NCBI's taxonomy places the organism in Eukaryota, Fungi, Ascomycota, Sordariomycetes, Glomerellales, Glomerellaceae. Gene Ontology annotation, biological process: translation; positive regulation of translational fidelity. The record is from RefSeq and is a predicted model, not a curated record. The transcript has 4 exons. Bases 1 to 579 code for a protein of 192 amino acids. Gene Ontology annotation, cellular component: cytosolic small ribosomal subunit.
AUGGCGCCUCUCACCUACUCCAAGACCUCCAAGGUCCCCAACCGUCCCUUCGAGGCUGCCCGUCUUGACUCUGAGCUGAAGCUCGUUGGCGAGUACGGUCUCCGCAACAAGCGUGAGGUCUGGCGUGUCCAGCUUACCCUCUCCAAGAUUCGUCGUGCUGCCCGUCAGCUUUUGACCCUCGACGAGAAGGACCCCAAGCGUCUCUUUGAAGGCAAUGCCCUCAUUCGCCGUCUCGUGCGCGUCGGUGUCCUCGACGAGUCCCGCAUGAAGCUCGAUUACGUCCUGGCCCUGAAGGUCGAGGAUUUCCUUGAGCGCCGCCUCCAGACUUGCGUCUACAAGCUCGGUCUCGCCAAGUCCAUCCACCACGCCCGUGUCCUCAUCCGCCAGAGACACAUCCGCGUCGGCAAGCAGAUCGUCAACGUCCCCUCCUUCAUCGUCCGUCUCGACUCUCAGAAGCACAUCGACUUCGCCCUCACUUCGCCCUUCGGUGGUGGCCGCCCCGGCCGUGUCCGCAGAAAGAAGGCUGCUGCCGCCGAGUCCAAGGGUGACGGUGGUGACGACGAGGAGGAUGACGAGUAA